Gongylonema pulchrum is the source of this 450-nucleotide messenger RNA. The record is from the annotation of a GenBank genome assembly. Lineage: Eukaryota; Metazoa; Nematoda; Chromadorea; Rhabditida; Gongylonematidae.
AUGCCACUGAUGCUGCGUUUUGUGCUCGCCAAUUUGUUUCCCAGACUACUGGAAUCAUACAAAGAUUUCGAGGAACGAAAAGUGGCAUCGGAUUUCACACGACAAGCUUCUGCUCUGGCCACUGUAUGCCGGGCAUUUUUCAAGCAAAUACCCAAUUCGAACGAGAAACUGCAUAAAACAUGCGCAAAACUUGUUCGCGAAUUAAUCCAGAAAUAUGAAAUUGCUGACAAAGCGGUACUGAAGGAGAUCUGGCAGCUGUACACGCACAUUGAACGAGCUGGCAAUUACCAUACGCGCUAUUCGAACUUCCUACGUUUUGCUGCUUCUCAAGUGCUGAUAUCGUUAAAUGCCUCAAACGUAGAGUUGUUCGCCGAAAUGCUCGUCGCUGCCUGCUCGGCUUCAUUGUCGGAUGCUCGGCUGGCUGUUGAAAUGAUUUCACAAAUCUUCAUG